AUGAGUACCCCAACUACACCAAGAAAGCAAAGAAUUAUCAACUGUGUGACGCAACUACCAUUCAGAAUACAAUUAAACCCCACAAACACAGACUGGCAAAUCCGUUCUACCACAGGUAACAGUGCUCUAUAUUCCUCUUUAAAAUAUUUAUCUAAGGACUGUCCUGAAUACGAUCAUCAUAUCGUAGGUUGGACUGGUGAAAUUACUAGAUUUGGUGGAGCUGCCAUCAAUGGAAAAAUUCAAUCUGAUGCUAACAAUGAAUUGGCAAGUUCCACCGCAGGUGAUGAUACUGGUGUUUCUUUGAGUCAAUACCAUUUGAAUAAGAAGCAGGAAGCCGCUGCUGGUGCAGAUGAUGAAAAUGUUAAUGAUGAAGAAGAUCCUUUAUAUUUGACCGCUGAACAAAUGGAUGGUUUGAAACAAACUAUUCAAGAUGAUAAGAUUCAUCCGGUUUGGCUCUUGAGAAGAAAUCAAAGUAGAUGGAGAAAUUAUGCAGAGAAGGUUAUUUGGCCUUGUUUCCAUUAUAUUUUAAAUCCAAGUUCUGACACGGGGGAUCAAGAAAAUGAUUGGUGGUAUGAUUAUGUCAAAUUUAAUGAAGCAUAUGCUCAAGAUAUUGGAGAGAUUUACCAAAAGGGUGAUAUUAUUUGGAUUCAUGAUUAUUACUUAAUGCUAUUACCUCAAUUGUUAAGAAUGAAAUUUAAUGAUGAUGAUUUAACUAUUGGGUACUUUCAUCAUGCUCCAUGGCCAAGUAAUGAAUACUUCCGCUGUAUAUCAAGGAGAAAACAAAUUUUAGAUGGGUUAGUUGGUGCUAAUAGAAUUUGUUUCCAAAAUGAUACAUUUGCUCGUCAUUUUGUCUCUAGUUGUAAAAGAUUAUUGGAUUCCACUUCCAAAAAGACAACGAAUGAAGAUGGAGCUGAUCAGUAUCAAAUUAGUGCAUAUGGUGGUGAUUUAGUAGUAGAUGCUUUGCCUAUUGGUGUUAAUACUCGUGAAUUAUUAGAAGAAGCGUUCACUAAAGAUAUCGAUGAAAAAGUCCUUGCCAUUAAAGAAGCAUAUCAAAACAAGAAAAUUAUUAUCGGUAGAGAUCGUUUAGAUACUGUUCGUGGUGUAGUACAAAAAUUAAGAGCUUUUGAAACAUUUUUAGCAAUGUAUCCAGAAUGGAGAGAUCGUGUUGUUUUAAUUCAAGUUAGUGGUCCAACUGCAAAUAAAGAUUCUCCUCAAACUAUUAGAGUGGAACAGCAAGUCAAUGAAUUAGUUAAUACUAUAAACAGUAAAUAUGGUACAUUGGAUUUCUCACCUGUUCAACAUUAUUAUAUGAGAAUUCCUAAAGAUGUUUAUCUAUCACUAUUAAGAGUUGCUGAUUUAUGUGUUAUUACAAGUGUCAGAGAUGGUAUGAAUACUACUGCUUUAGAAUAUGUUACAAUUAAAUCGAAUGUGUCCAAUUUCCAAUGUUAUGGUAAUCCAUUAAUCUUAAGUGAAUUUUCAGGUUCAAGUACAUUACUAAAGGAUGCUAUAAUGGUUAAUCCAUGGGAUUCAGUUGCUGUUGCCAAAUCAAUUAAUAUGGCUUUAAAUCUAAGUCGUGAUGAAAAAAUUACCCUAGAGACAAAAUUGUGGUCAGAAGUCCCAACUAUUCAAAAUUGGACUGAAAAAUUCUUGACUUCAUUGAAAGCAAUCAGUAAUUCUGAAAAUUCAACCUCAUCAGAUGGUACUGGUAAAGAUGGUAGUAAAAAAAUGACACCUGCUUUGAAUAGACCUAUCUUGUUAGAAAAUUAUAAAAAAGCUGAACGUCGUUUAUUUUUAUUUGAUUAUGAUGGUACUUUAACACCAAUUGUUCAAGAUCCUGCUGCUGCCAUUCCAACUGCAAGAUUAUAUAAUAUAUUAACUAAAUUGGCAAGUGAUCCAAAGAAUCAAAUUUGGAUUAUUUCUGGUCGUGAUCAAAAAUUCUUAAACAAAUGGUGGGGUAGUAGAUUACCACAACUAGGUUUGAGUGCUGAACAUGGAUGUUUUGUUAAAGAUGUUGAUAGUGAGGCAUGGACUAAUUUAGCAGAAAAAGUGGAUAUGUCAUGGCAAUUAAAAGUUGGUAAGACUAUGGAAGAAUUUACUAAUCGUGUUCCUGGUGCCUUUGUUGAAAGAAAGAAAGUUGCUUUAACUUGGCAUUAUAGACGUGUUGUUCCUGAACUAGGUGAAUAUGCAGCAACUGAAUUAAAGAAGGAGUUAUUGAAAUAUACAGACGAUUAUGAUUUAGAAGUUAUGGAGGGUAAAGCUAAUGUUGAAGUACGUCCAAGGUUUGUCAACAAGGGUGAAAUUGUUAAAAGAUUAAUUUGGCAUGAACAUGGAGAGCCACAAGAUAUGGUUAAAGGUAUUGAUCAAAAUAUCUCCUUAGAUAAAAUGCCAGAUUUUGUGUUAUGUCUUGGUGAUGAUUUUACAGAUGAAGAUAUGUUCAAACAAUUGAAUUGUAUUGAAAAAACCUGGGAAGAGAAAUAUCCAGAAAAGCAUAACGAAUGGGGUAAUUUUGGAUUUUAUCCUGUUACAGUGGGGUCAGCAUCCAAGAAGACAGUUGCUAAAGCCCAUUUAACUGAUCCACAACAAGUGUUAGAAACAUUAGGGUUGUUAGUCGGUAAUGUUUCAUUAUUUCAAAAUGCUGGUACUGUUGAUUUAGAUGAAAGAGGUCACGUAAAGAAUAGUGAGAGUAGUUUGAAGUCAAAAAUAGCAUCUGUGGCCUAUGCAAUGAAAAGAUCUGCAUCUCAAAACAGCGUUGUUAAAGGAUGA
Messenger RNA from Naumovozyma dairenensis CBS 421, 2763 nucleotides. RefSeq names its product trehalose-phosphatase TPS2 (gene TPS2). The transcript has a single exon. Lineage: Eukaryota; Fungi; Ascomycota; Saccharomycetes; Saccharomycetales; Saccharomycetaceae. The coding region runs from base 1 to 2763 and encodes 920 amino acids. Gene Ontology annotation, cellular component: alpha,alpha-trehalose-phosphate synthase complex (UDP-forming); cytosol. The record is from RefSeq and is a predicted model, not a curated record. Gene Ontology annotation, molecular function: catalytic activity. Gene Ontology annotation, biological process: fungal-type cell wall organization; trehalose biosynthetic process; cellular response to heat.